ACCGACCUUAGGAACGGCGCCGAUAUCAUUACAAGCUACCGAUCUCCUCGCAAGCAUCACUUAGUAAACCUCCACAUCAAGCCCGCGUCUCCCAACACAUCUAGGCGAUAAAUCAUUCCUCAAUACAGUUCCAAAUCGCGCUAUUUGCCCGUCAUGAAUCACUUUCCCGAAGCUUGGGGUCGCCCUAGGGAUGACGUUUACGGAGCAUACAACCCUUUAUAUCUUCAGACUACUGGCCCGAAAGCCCACACUCAGUCACCUGCUGUGACUGGAACGUCGGUAGUGGCAGUCAAGUUCAACGGCGGAGUUGCCAUUGCUGCCGAUAACUUAGCAUCAUACGGGUCUCUUGCUCGGUUCACCGAUGUGAAACGCCUUCGCAAGUUUGGCGAGUCUGCCAUUGUCGGAUUCAGCGGUGACGUUUCGGACAUGCAGUAUAUCGACCGUCUAUUGGAAUCCAUCGAUAUCAGGGAAAAUUACUCUACCAACGGCAACACUUUGAACGCCAAAAACCUUCACACCUAUUUGUCCAAAGUCCUCUACAAACGUCGUUCCGAAUUCAACCCCCUCUGGAACCACAUCCUGGUGGCCGGAUUUGAUGAAGAUAAGAAACCAUUCCUCAGCUCUGCAGAUCUGCUGGGGACCACCUUCUCGGCUCCACAUCUGGCAACCGGUUUUGGUGCCCAUCUUGCCAUCCCUAUUCUUCGUCGCCUGUUCCCCGAAGAGACGCCCCUUGAGUCAAUCAGCAAGGAUGAGGCCGUGGCAGCGCUCAGGGAGUGUAUCAAGGUUCUCUGGUAUCGGGAUGCCCGGAGUCUCGAUAAAUAUUCCUUAGCUGUUGUCACUGAAGCAGGAAUUGAAAUUCAGGAGGACCAACAGGUUGAAGCCCAGAGCUGGGCAUUCGCAGAAGCCAUCAAGGGAUACGGGGCUCAGGUCAACUAGGGUUUGGCAUUGAAACCAUGCUUGUGCUACUUAACUAAUAGAACAAAUUUAAGAGACUAUGUUAACCGAAAGUCACAACCCCCCGUUUCUUGUUUAUGAGUUCCUAUAUAUCAAGAUGAACAGACUACCAGGGAGGCUUGGAUGAAUUCCAC
Aspergillus ibericus CBS 121593 is the source of this 1088-nucleotide messenger RNA. It is a transcript of the gene pre4, whose product is annotated as proteasome core particle subunit beta 7. The record is from RefSeq and is a predicted model, not a curated record. The transcript has 3 exons. Lineage: Eukaryota; Fungi; Ascomycota; Eurotiomycetes; Eurotiales; Aspergillaceae. Gene Ontology annotation, cellular component: proteasome core complex. Bases 154 to 936 code for a protein of 260 amino acids.